Molecule: messenger RNA, 2215 nt
Organism: Musca domestica (house fly)
Lineage: Eukaryota; Metazoa; Arthropoda; Insecta; Diptera; Muscidae
Product: dnaJ homolog subfamily B member 12
Exons: 6
Coding region: 577-1692 (371 amino acids)
Biological process (GO): cellular response to misfolded protein
Cellular component (GO): endoplasmic reticulum membrane
Molecular function (GO): Hsp70 protein binding
Source: RefSeq, a predicted model, not a curated record
CGGUAAUCGAUAUUUGCAGAGAACGAUAACUGCUUCUAAUUCGAUUUGUCAUCUGUGGUCGUCGUAAAAAAUCUAAUAAGAGGGUUAAUAUGAUGUGGUUUUAGUGAAAAAACGUAAAAUAAAUUAUUGUCGAAGGUGUUAAACUAUAAAACAUACUAAGCCAGCGUAGAUUUUGGAAAAGUCUCGCUUGUGCAUGAAACCCCUGACCCAAUAAAAACUAAAACUUUUUUUAUUGGGGGUCUAUUUAUUAUUACAUUACGACGGUUGUUGUUGGGACGACGUCGACGACGGACGUGUAGGUGAGAAAGAGGAAGAUUGCCGAAACAUUUAGCAGCAGGCACGUACCAUUUAUAGUAUAUUUUUGCUUUUGGCCAGUGCAAUUUUUUCGGUGUGUGCUCUGUGUGUGACGUCGUAAGUCAACAUUUAAUACGACACACACACACCCGUACUCGUCUAUGUCCAUUUGAAUAUUUUAGUAAAACACAUAUAAAAAUUAAUUAACAAAACAGAUACAAUAAUUACGUGGAAUAAAGACAAAUAUCCGGAUUAAAAACCCCCACGGACACACACACAAAAAUGACGGUCAUAGAGGGUAACAAAGAUGAAGCAAUGCGAUGCAUUGAUAUUGCUGUGCAAGCGCUAACCGAAGGUAAAUUGGAAAAAGCCGAAAAAUUCUUAUUGAAAGCUGAGAAGCUGUUCCCCACGGAAAAGGCCAAAGUUCUCCUUAACAAAGUGAAAAGUUUUCCCUCGAAUGGCGGCUCAUCGGCUGGAUCCUCAUCACAACGCGAUAGUGAAACCGAUGGCGUACGUAAACGUAAAAAUUCCGAUUCACGAAAUGCUGAACCCGACUACACCGCCGAACAAAUGGAAGCUGUACGAAAAGUUAAGAAAUGCAAAGAUUAUUAUGAAAUUCUAGGUGUUACCAAGACCUCUACAGAUUCGGAAAUUAAGAAAGCCUACAAGAAACUUGCCUUACAAUUACAUCCGGAUAAAAAUCGUGCUCCCGGUGCUGUGGAAGCUUUUAAGGCCGUGGGGAAUGCGGCUGCCAUUCUAACAGAUCCGGAGAAACGUAAACAAUACGAUUUAUAUGGCAUUAAUGAGUCGCAUAGCGGUGGUGGAGGUGGCGGCAACGGUGGCAUGCGUAACGGUUAUUAUACCAGUGAUUUUGGCUAUGCUCGUGGUUUCCAAGCUGAUGUCAGCGCUGAGGAGAUAUUCAAUAUGUUUUUCGGUUCGGGUUUUCCACAACAAAAUGUCUAUAUGAGAUCAAAUCGAAGACGUCAACAAAGGGAGGAACGAGAGAAUCAAUCUUCAUCAUCGGCCUUGAUUAAUCUAUUACCCAUAUUGGUUUUGAUUGGCCUAUCAAUGAUGUCGUCAUUCUUUAUUUCGGAUCCAAUAUAUAGCUUGUCACCAUCACACAAAUAUUCGGUAAAACGUGAAACCAAUUCGUUGAAGAUACCCUAUUAUGUUAAGGACAACUUCUAUUCGGAAUAUCAAGGCUCGGUGGGACGACUAGAGGAAUCGGUGGAGGAAGAUUUUAUAAAUCAUUUGAAACUAUCAUGCAGUCGAGAAAGAAAUUAUCGUGAUUCAAUGUUAGCUAAAGCGCGUAGUUUUGGUGACCGUGACUUGUUCCGCAAGGCCCAGAACAUUAAUAUGCCCUCGUGUGAAAAUCUGCAAAAGUAUUUGAAUACAUAGUUUAAGCCAGUUAAGCACUAUUACUAGAGAGAGAAACAAAAAACGAUACAAAAAAUUGAUUUUGUUUUUAACUUUUUUUCUUUUGAAAAUACCACCUAAUAUACCACCCACAAAACCAAGCACCCCAUUCUCCCAUCCACUAACUUCACUUCCUCUAUUCUGCACCCAAAAAAAAAAAAAGAAACCAAACCCAAUUCUGGUGGAAUAUUUUAUUGUUUUAAAAAUACUUUUUUUUGUUUAUCCCUCCUUUUUUGUUGAGUGGAUUUCUAUAGAUAUGAUGAUGAAAAUGACAUCACCAAGGAAAGGAUUUAAAUUAUAAUUGUAGUUCAAUUUAAUGGAUUGUACGUGAAAGUGUUGUAUUUUAUAAGUAAAAAAUUGAGAAUGAAAAUUGAUUUCACAUACAAACAUACAUAUAGUGCAUACAAAACAGCAACAACAACAACAAAGAAACAUAUUAAUAAGUUAUUUGCAUUGUCAAUAAAAUGAUGGAAUUUACGACAUACCUAUAAUGAGAAUAGAACAA